Carassius gibelio (silver crucian carp) is the source of this 2925-nucleotide messenger RNA. Its product is annotated as ATP-dependent 6-phosphofructokinase, muscle type. Lineage: Eukaryota; Metazoa; Chordata; Actinopteri; Cypriniformes; Cyprinidae. Gene Ontology annotation, molecular function: AMP binding; identical protein binding; ATP binding. Gene Ontology annotation, biological process: fructose 6-phosphate metabolic process; fructose 1,6-bisphosphate metabolic process; canonical glycolysis. The transcript has 23 exons. Gene Ontology annotation, cellular component: membrane; 6-phosphofructokinase complex; cytoplasm. Bases 208 to 2574 code for a protein of 788 amino acids. The record is from RefSeq and is a predicted model, not a curated record.
CAUAUUGGCCUUCCAGGGAAACAUUUGAGGAACCCUGAAAUACAUGUUUUGUUAGAAAACAAAGACAUGCAGUGCAAACAAAACUAGUGAUUUGUUUGAUGCGUUAGCCAGCUAUUAUAUUGGUGACCUGAAUCUGUGGAAUUACAUCACAGUAAAAUUUAAUCUGCAAGUGAUAAUGCAGCUCUGUCCAUUUAAGACUUGAGCUUGAUGAAAGUCCUUCAUUGUUCCCUUUAUAAUGGAAAGCCCACUUCUACAAACUAUUUAGACGGAACCCUGAACAACCUCAGCUGUUCCAGCACCAUACACAAUGACUGCAAGUGUGUGUGCAUACGCCAUCUCAAUAUGCAACGUUCAGCACCUGUGGACCCCACAAAGAUGGGCGUUGGAAAGGCCAUCGCUGUCCUCACCUCUGGAGGAGAUGCACAAGGUAUGAAUGCUGCUGUCCGAGCCACGGUGAGAGUUGGGAUCUACACCGGUGCGAAAGUCUAUUUUGUACAUGAGGUCCGUACAUCGAAGCACAUACACAUAAGAAAUAAAGAAUUAAAGGGUUAUCAGGGCCUAGUCGAUGGAGGAGAUAACAUCGGACAAGCAACUUGGGAGAGCGUGUCAAUGAUGCUGCAGCUGGGUGGCACAGUCAUUGGCAGUGCCCGGUGUCAGGACUUCCGCUCUAAAGAGGGUAGAGCUAAAGCAGCAUGUAACCUGGUGAAGUUGGGCAUCACUAAUCUGUGUGUUAUUGGUGGAGAUGGGAGCCUGACAGGCGCCAAUGAGUUUCGCAAUGAGUGGAGUGAGCUGCUCCAAAUCUUGCUGAAAGCAGGUAAAAUCACAGCAGAGGAGGCUAAACGUUCAUCUCAUCUGAACAUUGUUGGGAUGGUGGGAUCCAUCGACAAUGAUUUCUGUGGCACAGACAUGACCAUUGGCACUGAUUCAGCUCUGCACAGGAUCAUGGAAGUAGUGGAUGCUAUCACAACAACAGCAACGAGUCAUCAAAGAGUAUUCAUUCUGGAAGUUAUGGGGAGGCAUUGUGGAUAUUUGGCCUUAGUCACUGCCCUGGCGUGUGGCGCUGACUGGGUUUUUAUUCCUGAAAUGCCUCCAGCUGAAGGAUGGGAGGAACAUCUGUGCAGGAGACUUACCCAUCAAAGAAGCAUUGGCAAUCGUCUGAAUAUCAUCAUUUUGGCAGAAGGUGCUCUGGAUCGCCAUGGCAAACACAUCACCUGUGAUAUUAUCAUGAACCUGAUCACUAAGAAGCUGAGCUUUGACACACGCGCCACUAUUUUGGGUCAUGUGCAGAGAGGAGGAACACCUUCCGCCUUUGACAGAAUCUUGGGCAGUAGGAUGGGGGUGGAGGCUGUGAUGGCGUUGCUUGAGGCCACUCCUGACACCCCUGCAUGUGUGGUCAGUCUGUCUGGAAACAUGGCUGUUCGACUGCCUCUUAUGGAGUGUGUGCACCUGACAAAGGAAGUAACCAAAGCUAUGGAAGAGGGCAGAUUUGAGGAAGCCAUUAAGCUAAGGGGAAAGAGUUUUGAGCACAAUUGGAACACGUAUAAACUCUUGGCCCAUGUGACCGCCCCAGACGUGAAGAGUAAUAUAAACAUAGCUAUCAUGAACGUUGGAGCUCCAUGUGCAGGAAUGAAUGCAGCAGUCCGUUCAGCCGUCAGGAUCGGUAUCCUUCAAGGACACAACAUGCUAGCUGUACAUGACGGCUUUGAUGGACUUGCACACGGAACUAUUGAACCAAUGACAUGGGGCUAUGUUGGAGGCUGGACAGGCAAAGGUGGUUCUAAUUUAGGAACCAAGAGGUCACUGCCAACUAGUAUGAUUGAAGAGAUCAGUCUGAACAUAACCAAGUUUAACAUUCACGCCCUGGUUAUCAUUGGAGGGUUUGAGGCCUUUGUUGGAGGUUUGGAAUUAGUGACUGCCAGAGAAAAAUAUGAGGAAUUGUGUAUUCCCCUGGUUGUUAUUCCAGCUACUGUGUCUAAUAACAUUCCUGGAUCAGACUUCAGCAUCGGUGCUGAUACUGCUCUCAAUACUAUCACAACUACAUGCGAUAGAAUCAAGCAAUCCGCAGCUGGGACAAAGCGCAGGGUUUUCCUCAUUGAAACGAUGGGGGGAUAUUGUGGAUAUCUGGCAACUAUGGGAGGACUGGCUGCGGGGGCUGAUGCUGCUUAUAUCUAUGAAGAACGAUUUGGCAUUCGCGACCUGGAGACAAACGUGGAGCACUUAUUGGAGAAAAUGAAGACCACGGUAAAAAGAGGCCUCAUCCUUAGGAAUGAGAAAUGUAAUGCAAACUACACCACAGAUUUUCUCUUCAGCUUGUACUCCGAAGAGGGCAAGGGAGUUUUUGACUGCCGCAAGAAUGUGCUUGGGCACAUGCAGCAGGGUGGAACCCCUACACCUUUUGAUAGGACCUUUGGCACAAAGAUGGGUGCAAAAGCAGUGUUGUGGUUGACUGAUAAACUGAAGGAGUGUUACAGACAUGGACGUAUCUUUGCUAACACGCCGGACUCUGCCUGUGUUCUGGGAAUGAAGAAGAGAGCCAUGGUAUUCCAGCCUCUCUCUGAUCUCAAAGAGAUCUAAAACUACUAGAUUUCGGAUUUUGGAUCAUGUCUGGACUAAACUGUACUAUUGUUUGAAAAUGAAUAAAACUGACUAAAUGCAACCUGUAUAUUAAAGACGUUUUCAAUGAACAUAGAAAAUAUUGAAAAGAUAUUUGAAGAUUCAUAUUAAUAUCAAUUUCGGGAGAAAACGACACUGUGUUUUGGUUUUGUUUUAAAGGGCCAACAAAUUACUUCAUUUAAAUUGAGCAAAGUUCCAAAGUGCUCAGUUUUUCUUAUGGUAAGAUACGACCAAAAAAACAAACAAACCAAAAAGAAAAACAUUGUAUUCUUGCAUUAUUAAAAUAAAACCUCAAAUAUACCAAUCCUACCA